Molecule: messenger RNA, 1677 nt
Organism: Panonychus citri (citrus red mite)
Lineage: Eukaryota; Metazoa; Arthropoda; Arachnida; Trombidiformes; Tetranychidae
Gene: Wbp2
Product: WW domain-binding protein 2-like
Exons: 2
Coding region: 190-1059 (289 amino acids)
Biological process (GO): positive regulation of DNA-templated transcription
Cellular component (GO): nucleus
Molecular function (GO): chromatin DNA binding; transcription coactivator activity
Source: RefSeq, a predicted model, not a curated record
AAAUUAAUUGUCAACUUGAUUGUGAUUUUUUCUUUCAGUUUUGUUUAUGUUUACGUUUAAUUGUUUCUAUUAUUAAAUUGUAGAAAAUUAUUGAUUAAUUUGAUUUUCUUUCGUUUCGCAUUCAGUUGACUGAUUGUUCGUCUUUUUCUGAAGAUCUGUUUUUCUUGAGUUAAUUGUCCAUUCAAUCAAAUGGGUUCUCUCAAUAAUGCCCAUCAAGAGAAUGGAGGUGUUCUCCUUUAUUCUGGUGAAUUAAUUCUGUUAUUUUGUGAUUCAGUUAAUUGUGAAAUCAAAGGACGAGGUCAUGCCAAAGGUCGAAUCUAUUUGACAACUCAUCGAGUCCUUUUCACAGCAACUCCAUUGAAACAAAAUGCUAACUUUAAGUCAUUUUCGGCUCCAUUUUUUUCAAUGUUUGACCUUUCCCUUGACCAGCCGAUAUUUGGUGCUAAUGCAAUUAAGGGUAAAGUCCGUGGGGAUCCUGAGUUUGGAUUUGAAAUGAAAUUUAACAAAGGAGGAGCCAUUGAAUUUGGUCAGGCAAUGAGAAAUGCAGCUAGUCAGGCCGCUGCUUUGGCUCGACAAUCUGGAUUCACCGCUCCACCUCCUUACACUUCAGCACCAGCAGCGGCUAAUUAUUACCAAGCUUCUGAUGAUGUUUAUCAGCCCAAUUAUCCUGUUGGUUUUGUUUUACCCACUCAAACUUUCCCCGAUGCACCACCGCCAGGAUUUGUUUACACCUCUGAUGUCCCACCUCCGUAUCCAGGGCUGAUCACACAAACCACCGUCACCGCUUCUGUACCCGGAGCCGCUGUUCAUCCCGAUCCAGCGCAAUUACUUUUCGGCCAUUCUUCAGUAACCCCAGCCAUCUAUCCAACGGCUACAACACAAUAUGUAGUCUCUCCAAUGGAUCCUUACUCAGCCGGUUCAGCGAUGGGCUUUGCCGGGGCGGGUGCAGCCGGUGCUUAUCCAGUAUUACCUCCGAGUGGCCCUUCGGCCCCAGGAUUCAACGUUCCCGGAAUGGAGCAUCCACCUUCCUAUGAUGAGGCCACCAAGAAGAAACAAUAGUCUCAAUAUGGAGAGAAGAGUCGAAAGUCAUUUUAAUCUCUUUAUUAUUUCCUAAUUAUCUCAAUUGUUUUACUUUCCAUAAUUUUCUCAUAUUUGUUUUUGUUUUUGUUUUAAUUUUUUCUGUUUAGAUAAUUUUACAGAAUCAAAUUUAUUCUCGAACAAACAAAAUUGAUGGAACAAAAUUUCUCUUUCAAUGUUAUUUUACAUUCUACUAAAUCACUGUUAUCUUUACUUUGUCUACUUCUCAUCUAAUUAUCUCUCUUUUGUGUGUCAACUUUAUCUUGUCAAUUGAUUGUAAAUCCUUUUGAUUGAUUGUUAACUUUCAAUCAAAACGAUUCUCUUUAAAUUUUGUCAUCAAUGAGAGACAGAAACAAAAUUUUACCAAGAAAAAAAAACGGUAAAUCAAAACUAUUAUUCUGAGAUGAAAAUGAUCCCCAAAUUACAAAUAUAUAAUUCUGAUAAAAUUUGGAUUUAAUUGUAAUCCAAAUUAAAUUUUCACGAAUCAAAGUUAAAUUUGAUUGACAGAAAAUGUAAAGUUAUUGUAAUCAAGAUGAAAGAUUUAUGUUAACAUUCAACUUAACCAUUAAGCGAACCAUUAAAGAAACAAUGAAAUCUCAA